Coturnix japonica (Japanese quail) is the source of this 1766-nucleotide messenger RNA. It is a transcript of the gene IL2RG, whose product is annotated as interleukin 2 receptor subunit gamma. Gene Ontology annotation, biological process: cytokine-mediated signaling pathway. Gene Ontology annotation, cellular component: external side of plasma membrane; membrane. NCBI's taxonomy places the organism in Eukaryota, Metazoa, Chordata, Aves, Galliformes, Phasianidae. The record is from RefSeq and is a predicted model, not a curated record. Gene Ontology annotation, molecular function: cytokine receptor activity; protein binding.
GACCCCAAUACGGACUGUACACAGGGACAGCGUGGAAAUGGGGGCUGCAAAAACAAUAUGUCAGUGAUUCCUUGGAAAUCCACUGCAUAUGUAUAUAAUGCUCUAUAGCUUAAUAACACUCUUGUCUAUCAGGCCACAUGAUAGGAGGAGUGAUCCCACGUGCCCAGCACUGAAUAGAAACAUCCCUGCUUUAUAACCUCGCUGUGGUUAUAGAGUUUGAUCCCAGACAUCGCUGCAGCCGUGGGGCUCAGCAGGAAGGGCGGCGCUGCCCCAUGGGGCGGGUGUUGCAGUGGGUCAGGAAGUGGUGGUGCUGCGGAAGCUGUGAGCCGCACAAGGUGGGCCGCGCGCCGAGCAUCGCAGCAUGGCGGUACCCGGGGCUGCGCUGCUGCACAUCCUGCUGCUGGGGCUCGGCACCCGCCUGGCCACAGCCAGCAGCCCCACAGGGGUGGAUUGCAUCCUGUUCAAUGAGGAGUACAUGACCUGCACAUGGGGCAGCGGGCAGACGCUGACAGCCAACUACUCCCUCUAUUACUGGUAUGAGAACAGGUCGCCCGUGGUGGAGUGCCAGCAGUACCUGUGGGAGCACGGUGUGCGCAUCGGCUGCCGCUUCAAGCAGAGUGAGAUCAUCCAGUUCCAGCCCUUCCAUGUCCGCGUCAAUACCAGCCUCAAUGGCCAGACCCUGGAGAUCCCCAGCAGUUGUAUGGAGCUACAGAACUACGUGAAACCAGAGGCGCCCGUCAACCUGACCAUCCGCAACAUGAGCAGCAACCAGCUGCAGCUCACCUGGAGCUCGCCCUACCCCAAGGCACACUGCCUGGAGCACGUCGUCAAGUACAAGAGCAACAAGGACACCAGCUGGACGAAGCAGGAGGUGAAAGGAGACAUCUUCUCCCUCCCCAGCGUGGACUAUGAGAAAUACUACACCUUCUACGUGCGCAGCAAGAUCAACAACUACUGUGGCAGCACCCAGCUGUGGAGCGAGUGGAGUUUGCCUGUAUUCUGGGGCAGCAACUCCAGCAGCAAGGGUGUGGCAGAGGAGCAGGUGCAGUGGUUCUGGAUCCACACGGUGCUGAUCCCCAUCGCCUCCUGUCUGCUGCUGCUGGUCCUGGUGGUGCUGUUGGUGCGCAUGGAAAGGGUGUGGGUCAUCAUCAUGCCCCGAAUCCCCAACCCCAGCAAGAACUUCGACGAUCUCUUCAUCACCCACAAUGGUGACUUCCAGGAAUGGGCCGGAGUCCCGAAAGAUGUAGUGGAGAGUUUCAAGCCCAACUACAGUGAGAGCAUCUGCCACGUGAGCGAGCUGCCCUCUAAGGAGGGCUAUGAGCCCCUCCAAGACAAUAGCGCCCUCCCACCAGGGGGGAUGCCUGGCCCCCAUGAACAAGGCCCCUACAAGAACAGCUACGUGGGAGUGUGAUGCUGGCACCAAAACACGCUGCUCCCUGCUUCCACCCUGCCGAGUGCCCAGGGGACCCCAGCCCUGCUCCUCACCAUGGCUGCGCUCACAGCCCAGUGGCAAUGGAUGGGAAGGGGCAGCAGGCGGCUGCAGAGCAGGCAAGAGCCACCAGCCAGAGGUACAGAGCACCAAGAGACAUGCACAGCACCGAGAGCCACCCUGAGGGGACAAGCUGCAGUGUCACCCCAGCUGCAGUUGUACUCUGGGCAUGCGUAAGCCUGGCCAUGCACAAGCCUGGCCACUUGCUUGCUUGUGCUACAGGUUUCCAACUUGCAGCUUCCAGCUGCAAUAAAGCUUUGCUGCGCUUCAGUCUUGA